GGAACCAGGUUCGACCUCUACCUUUUCUCUUCAAUAUUAGACCAGACAACACACAGAGAGAAAAGAGAGAAAGGGAGGGGGAGAGAGGGAAAGCGAGUAAACCUGUUUUAGGCAUCCCCAUUUUCUCUCUUUCUCUCUGGUUUUUCUCUAUAUUGAUCUUCGUACAGGUACAGAUCCCUGUAUAACGAAUAUCUGUUUUCCGUCUCGGAGAUUGUAUAUUGUCAAACCCACAUAGCGUAUAGAUACAUAAACACGCAUACAAGUGUCAUUCGUUGAUUCUUUGGAUUUUUUUUGGAGAUAAAGUGAAAAAGAUUCAAAUUGUGAGAUUUUGGGAUUUGGGUUUCGAGUAUUGGAUUGAAUUUUGUUGGCUUGUUGGUUGGAAAUGGCAACCGAGCAACUUUUGGCACUUGUUGAGGAUGUUCUUCAACAACAUGGGGCUCGCUCGAGGGACAUUGAUAUGGCUUCAAGAAAAGCUGAGGAAGCAUCAUUGAGAAGGUAUGAAGCAGCAGGGUGGCUGAGAAAGACUGUUGGAGUUGUUGGAGGUAAAGAUUUGCCGGCUGAGCCCUCUGAAGAAGAAUUCAGGCUGGGUCUGCGUAGUGGAAUUAUCCUUUGUAAUGUUCUAAACAAAGUCAACCCCGGAGCUAUACCAAAGGUAGUUGAGGGUCCAUGUGAUUCUGUUAUCAUUCCGGAUGGGGCAGCUCUAUCUGCAUACCAGUACUUUGAAAAUGUAAGGAACUUCCUUGUAGCAGUGGAGGAAAUGGGGCUUCCUACCUUUGAAGCCUCUGAUUUGGAACAGGGAGGGAAAUCUGCAAGGAUAGUAAAUUGUGUCCUGGCACUUAAAUCAUACAGUGACUGGAAACAAAGUGGUUGUAUUGGGUCAUGGAAAUUUGCUGGAAAUUCGAAACCCCCGACCAGUAAUGGCAGUAGACAAUUUGUACGGAAAAAUUCAGAACCAUUCAUGAAUUCGAUAUCACGGACUAUGUCAUUGGGUGAGAAGUCCAUAGAUAGUUUGUCCAGUGAUCAGUCUUCACAUGAUGAUGUAGGCCAUGACCACAAUGAUGCAGGUGCUCCUCGGUCCUUAGAUAUGCUAGUCCGUGCAGUUCUUGCCAAUAAGAAACAAGAAGAAAUACCGAUUCUUCUGGAAUCUAUGCUGAGUCAAAUUAUGGAGGAGUUUGAGCGUCGAUUAGCAAGUCAAAAUGAGGUGGUGAAAACAACUCCAAAAGAUACAGCUGCAUCUAGCCCCAUUCUGUCUCUUUCAAGAACUUCUUCUAGUGACAUUAAGAUGGAAGAAGAAGUCUCUGCUCCAAUUAGAAGGGAGGAAUGUCUCAAUCAAAAACAUGAUGAUUGCAAUGCGGAAGCAAGCAAACAACUUCAGAAAAUGCAUGUGUUGCUUGAACAACAGCAAAAAGAUGUUCAGGUACUAAAAAGCACAUUUCAUACUACAAAGGAAGGAAUGCAAUUUUUGCAAAUGAGGUACCAAGAGGAGUUCAACAAUCUAGGUAAGCACUUGCAUGGUCUAGCUCAUGCUGCUUCAGGAUAUCAGAAAGUUCUUGAAGAAAAUCGCAAGUUAUAUAAUCAAGUGCAGGACCUGAAAGGAAACAUUAGGGUAUACUGCAGAGUGCGACCCUUCCUGACGGGGAAAGCAAAUUGUUUGAGUACAGUAGAGCACAUAGUGGAAGGGAAUAUCACAAUAACCACCUCAACAAAAUAUGGAAAAGAUGGACGAAAAUCAUUUACUUUCAACAAAGUAUUUGGUCCUAGUGCAACCCAAGAGGAGGUGUUCUCUGACACCCAACCUUUGGUUCGGUCAGUUCUUGAUGGGUAUAAUGUGUGUAUUUUUGCUUACGGUCAAACAGGUUCUGGUAAAACUUUUACUAUGACUGGACCAAAAGAGCUUACAGAGGAGAGCCUAGGUGUAAACUACAGGGCAUUGAGUGACCUAUUUCUGCUCUCACAUCAGAGAAGAGACAUUAUUAGCUAUGAUAUAUCGGUGCAGAUGCUUGAAAUAUACAAUGAGCAAGUUAGGGACCUCCUUGUGACAGAUGGUCUUAACAAGAGACUAGAAAUUCGAAACAGUUCCCAAACUGGAAUUAAUGUACCAGAUGCAAACCUUGUACCUGUAUCAACGACUUCUGAUGUUAUAAAUCUUAUGAACCUUGGGCAACAGAAUCGAGCUGUGAGUGCUACUGCCAUGAAUGAUCGAAGUAGUAGAUCUCACAGCUGCUUGACAGUUCAUGUUCAAGGGAAAGACCUGACAUCUGGAACUGUUCUUCGUGGUUGCAUGCACCUUGUUGAUCUGGCAGGAAGUGAGAGGGUUGACAAAUCUGAGGUUACAGGAGAUAGGUUGAAGGAAGCACAGCAUAUCAACAAGUCUCUUUCUGCUUUAGGAGACGUGAUUUCCUCUCUUGCUCAAAAAAAUUCACAUGUUCCCUAUAGAAAUAGCAAACUCACUCAAUUGCUUCAAGAUUCACUUGGUGGGCAGGCAAAGACACUCAUGUUUGUUCAUAUCAGUCCUGAGGCCGAUGCUGUUGGAGAAACAAUUAGCACCCUUAAAUUUGCUGAACGUGUUGCCUCUGUUGAGCUUGGUGCUGCUCGAGUUAACAAAGAUAGCGCAGAGGUGAAAGAGCUUAAAGAACAGAUUGCUAAUCUUAAGACAGCCCUAGAAAGGAAGGAGGGAGAGUCAGAGCACCUGCCGCAUUCUCAAUUUAGCUCCCCGGAAAGUUCUAUAACGAAGCCUCGAGGGUUUUCUUCUCAUCAUAGUUGGCAUGGUGCGGGAGAUAAGUCCAGCAAUCGUAGGCAUCCUAUGGAUGAUGCUGGUAGCGUAGAGGGUAAGAAGAAAUCUUCAUUGAAACCAAGAAGGCGAAGCUUGGACCCCCAAGAUAUGAUGAACUCACCUCCCUGGCCACCUUUGGGAAGUCCUGCUCUUAGUGGAAAGGAUGACGACAAAGAAUCAGCUAGUUCUGGUGACUGGGUUGAUAAGGUCAUGGUGAACAAACUUGAUAGUUUGAGUAGAGUAGAAAAUCUGGACGGACACUGGGAAGGACUUGAUAACAGACAGUUACCUGAGACGUUUUAUCAGAGUGUCAUGCUAGAUUCUUCGAAGAUAUAUCCAGAACAACCCUAUAAUAGAUACAUGAUGACCAAAAAAGACAACCAAGACUAUGAUGCACAACAAAAUCGGUAUGAGACGGCCAGCACCGACGAUGAGCUUGAAGCUGCAACUCGCGAUUGUUCUGAGCCAGACUAUCUUUGGCAGUCCAAUCUUCCUCGACCUAGUAGCCUGGCUAAUGGGUCUGGACCUAAGACAAAAAAGAGUAAUCUAAGGGCACCAAAGGUCAUCGAAACCCGGAGUUCGAUUCCAUCGUUGAUUCCUCAGCCGUCACGCAAACUACCCAACGGGGUUAGUCAACCUUCACUCAAUACAGAAAACAAGCAAGUUCCUCUAGGUGGGAAGAGGAGAGUUGGACAUGCCAAGUGAUGAGUAAUUUUUAUAAUACUCCAGAAAGUGAUGACCUUUUUUUUCUUCUUAAUUUUUUUUUGUUCUUUUGGUUUCCUCUUGUGUAUCUAUGAUUUAGUUGUAGAUAGAAAGAAUGAGCGAGGGAGAGAAAGUGAGAGAGGAAAGUGGCAACAAUUCUGGUUGUCUUAGUUUUUCUCAGGUGGUGAUCAUAUGGGAUAUAUUUGGUGGGAAUUACUGAUUUUUUUGAGCUUGUUUAUAAGGGUGUGUUGAUUCUUGUGAUUCUAUUUUCUUUCCCAUGUUUACAAAAGAAGGAAAGAAAGAAAAGAAGUUCAAAGUGAAAGGAAAUUUUUUUUGGAGAAGUUGAAGCAGUAGUUC
Tripterygium wilfordii is the source of this 3832-nucleotide messenger RNA. RefSeq names its product kinesin-like protein KIN-14I. The record is from RefSeq and is a predicted model, not a curated record. Gene Ontology annotation, molecular function: ATP binding; microtubule binding; microtubule motor activity. Gene Ontology annotation, biological process: microtubule-based movement. The transcript has 19 exons. NCBI's taxonomy places the organism in Eukaryota, Viridiplantae, Streptophyta, Magnoliopsida, Celastrales, Celastraceae. The coding region runs from base 383 to 3478 and encodes 1031 amino acids.